Messenger RNA from Chanos chanos (milkfish), 1929 nucleotides. RefSeq names its product integrator complex subunit 15 (gene ints15). Bases 80 to 1495 code for a protein of 471 amino acids. The record is from RefSeq and is a predicted model, not a curated record. Lineage: Eukaryota; Metazoa; Chordata; Actinopteri; Gonorynchiformes; Chanidae. The transcript is spliced from 8 exons.
CCUGAUUGUGUACGUUGAGAUAUCUGCUUGUUACCUUUGAGGAAAAUGUGUUGAAUACAGUGAAUUAUUCAGCUGAGAAAUGAGUGAUAUCCGACACUCACUGCUGCGGCGGGAUCCGCUCAGCGCGGCCAAGGAGGUGCUGUACCAUAUGGACAUUUCGCUGGGUAGCGCGCUACAGAGCUCAGGGGCCGGCGCUCCGGUUCUGGAUAAGAGUACCAUCGACCUGGUGGAGGAAUUCAUCUUCCAUGUUCCCAAGGAUAGGAGCGUCCCACCAAAAAGGAUGAGCUGUGUACAGGAGUUGCAGUUGCUGGAGAUCAUGUGCAGCUAUUUCCAGGAGCAGAGCAAAGAUGCAGUUCGUCAAGUCAUAUUCUCCGCCCUCUUCAGUCUCCAAGGAAAUAAAGCCGAUGAAAGCCGCAUGGCAAUGCUGGGCAAACUGGUCUCCAUGGCAAUAGCUGUGUGCCGGGUGCCCAUCUUGGAGUGUGCAGCCACAUGGUUACAGCGAUCCCACUCGGCAUGGUGUGUGCGCUUGGCGCGCGUGUUGGUGGAUGAUUACUGCACACUGGUUCCGUCUUCUUUCUCCACCUUGCAAAACAUCUGUUCGGCCAGCCCCCGCUUCUGCUGUCAGCUCAUUACUGCUGUUACGGCUCUCUACGACAUGUCCUCAGAGGAUAUGACUCCGCCCCCUUCCCUGUUGGAGAUGGUGGUUGGCUGGGUCACUGAGGACCCUCGGCUCCUCCUGCUCACCUUGAUUAACAUGCCCCUUGGCACCAGCCUGCCACUGGGUGGCCUUGAUGUUACGCCCCUUAUGGGGUUGCUUCGCUGGUGUGUGAAAGCUCCACUGGCCUAUCAGAGGGGAAGAAAACUGUCUUUGACCAAUGGGCACGGAGAACAGGAGAAAGGGGUGGGAUGUGAGGAGUUGUACUCCAAACUGCACCUGAGUGUCCUUCAGGUCUUCCUCAUGCUUCAGGUCCACCUCACAGAGCAGAACCUUUUGGGUCGACUGGCCGUACUGCAGCUGGAGUCGGUGGCGGUUCUCAUGGAGGAAGUGAGCCGUCUUGUGGAGGAGCUGAACCCGCUCCAUGCCGCCAGCCACAUACAGCUGGCUCUGGACAGGCUGGCUCAGGCCUUGCAGGUUGCUAUGGCAACCGGAGCCUUGCUGUGCACCAGAGAGGACUUGCGAACUCUGUGUUCCAGACUCCCACAUAACAAUUUGCUGCAGCUGGUCAUGUCUGGUCCUGUCCAGUCAACUCACGGUGCCCCGUACCAAUCAAACUUCUACCCCCACAUACACCCACCCCGAUCUUCCCCACUGCCCCCCCACAACACACACCCAGCCCUGUCCACACACAACACACACCCCGCUCUCUCUCCUCACGCCGCACACCCGGCCCUCUCCCCUCAUCGCCCACUGACGCCUCACGCGACGCACUCUUCUCUGUCUCCACAUGCCUUUCACCCUGCAGCCAUGACCUUUCCAUACCGGCCUAUACGCUAAAGCCAAGCCGACAGAACACAGGCUCUGCCUUAGACUGACUCUACAGUCUGUACCUGUGUUUGUGUGUCUUCACAAGUUAUAGACUAACUUACAAAGGCACACACCUACCGUGUGGAACAUGGAUUGCUUCGCAUGCGAGGGCUGGGGAGAAGGAGAGACGCGUGGUAUCCUUUUUCAUCUUUUUUUUUUUAUGGAUUCACAUUGACGGUAUAAAAGUACUCGUUCUCCAGGGGCUGACGGAAAGUUAGUAUUUCAGCCUGGGUUGGUUUUGUAUCAUCAGAUUUGAUUAAAAUCAGUUUGAAAAUACAAAAGAUGACAAAAUAUUGUAUUUCUUUAAAAAUACCCUUUUGUUGGAUUUUUCUGUGUUCUCACAAGCAAGGCAAGGAAGGGAAGAGAUAGGAAGUACUCUCGCUAGCUAGCUUUUUUGAACUCUU